Messenger RNA from Lymnaea stagnalis (great pond snail), 992 nucleotides. Lineage: Eukaryota; Metazoa; Mollusca; Gastropoda; Lymnaeidae. The record is from the annotation of a GenBank genome assembly.
GAGUAAUGAAGGGGACAGAACCAAACAGGAGCAAGUCCCAGAUCCUUCCUGUAUAGACCAAGAGAAUAGAGAUUUUAUAGGUUAGUUUUUUUCCAUUACAAAAAAUCAAUCUAAGACUUCAACUGGGACCAUAAAAUUAAGUAAAAAUUUGAUAAAAUCCUCUUAAAAACAUCCAGGGCUCUAUAACCAUAAAACAAUUUACAUUUAACAUCUGGAUACCUUUGUGAUAUUCUAAAGUCACUGAGUUGCUGACAAAGUGUUUUUUUUUAUUCACAGUCACAAAUGCAGAUUAUCAAUAAUUUUAUUAAUGGAUUUGGAUACUUUUUGCUGAUAAAGCUCAGCAAAAAUUUCAGAUUAUUAUCUUUUAGAACUUUCUGAUAGUGGAUUUAUUUUUGUUUAUUUACAGAAGGCUAUGGUGAUGAUCGCAGAGAUACACUAGAGGCAUUUCCCUUCAGUCAGCAGUUGCCACCCCCUGUUAGUGAAGAUGUGGAACUUCGAAAGAAGUUAAAAAACAUGGGCAAAGGUAGGAGGAUGCUGAAAAAUAUGAGAAAAUUUUUUUUAGAUGGGCUGCAGAGCAAUAGCCAUGGAUGUUUCUUCAUGAUACCAGGGUCCAUUGAAUGGAGGUUUUUACAGUAUUAUAAACCCUUGGGGCUUACCAAUUAUGAGCUCUGAAAGAUUUGUAAAAACAACUAAACCAUUCAGAUUUGAACAGUUUUGAGUCCUUUUAAAAAAAAAAAUAUUUCCUGACUUAAAUAUUGAUGUAGAAAUUAAAAUACAAAAAUGAAACGCUGAAAUUACCAUGACUUAAAAGUAUCGGCAGCCAACCGAUGGGCCUGUUGAGCCGAUCUCAGAAAGAAGAAAGGGGGGGGGGGGAAACAACAGGCGUGAGUUUUUAAUUAGUUGUAUAUUUUUGUUUAGCCUCCAGAAGGCAGUUUGCAGCAUUAGCAAGAAGAUUUUUCCUGAAGAGAAAAAAGAAAUCUGCCCAGCAAAUG